Molecule: messenger RNA, 1250 nt
Organism: Phytomonas sp. Hart1
Lineage: Eukaryota; Euglenozoa; Kinetoplastea; Trypanosomatida; Trypanosomatidae
Source: the annotation of a GenBank genome assembly
GCCCUUAGUAUCAGUUAAUACUGUUUUAGCUGUAGUCGAAUUAUCAUGACGGAGACCCGAAAACGUUGUUACUACGAAGUUUUAGAAGUUGAUAAAAAGGCAUCAGCUGAAGAAAUACGUAGUGCUUACAAAAAAAAGUCGUUGCAGUAUCAUCCAGACAGGAAUUUUGGGGAUCAGGAAGAGGCUGCAGCUAGGUUCAAGGAGGUUCUAAACGCUUACUCGAUUAUUAGUGAUCCUAACGAGCGUGCCUGGUAUGAUUCUCAUCGUGAUGCUAUUCUUCAAGGGGGCGACAAUUCCAACCCUGAUGAGUUGAAUCUCUACGACUACUUCACCAAUAGUUGUUUUGAUGGCUUUGAUGAUAGUGAUAAUGGGUUCUACACUAUCUACCGUAAUGUCUUUAAUACCCUUAUUAAGGAGGAAAGUGACUAUAAUAACCAAGCAAAAUCAUGGCCCAGAUUUGGGACCAGCAAAAGUGAUUGGAAUGAGAUUCAGUGUUUUUACUCUCACUGGAAGAACUUUAGUACAUUCAAAGAUUUUGCAUGGAAAGAUGAGUACAAAACCAAUGAAAUGAAAGAUCGAUACUCUCGACGAAUGGCAGAUAGAAUCAACCAAAAGGGACGUUCUUCUGCCAGAAAAGAGUAUAUGCAAACUGUCCAAAGCUUGGUUAAUUUUAUCAAUCGACGAGACCCACGGGUGAAGUUUUGGCUUGAAAAGCAGCAGGAGGAGGAACUACAGAGACAGGAAGAGUUAUCAAAAAGGGAAAGGAGUCGCCAGAUACGAAGAAACGAAGCUAUCAAAAAAAUAUGGGCCGAAGCUGCAGAGAAGGAGGCGCUCGAGGAUGCAGAGCGUGAAGCCAAUGGUGAGACCAUGGAUGGUUCUAGAUUAGAGCUUUUAUAUGAAAAAGCACGCCAAACAAAGGAAAUCUUAGAAGGCAAGGCUGAUCCUGGUUCGAUGGCAGGCUUUGCAAUGCUAGAGGGCGAUGACAUUAGCCCUCGGCAUGUCUAUAAUUGUCCUGCGUGUAAAAAGCAGUUUAAGGAUGGAAAACAAUAUAAGGAACAUAUUAAUAGUAAUAAGCAUAGGACUAAAGUGAAGCAGCUUGCCUCCAAGGGUAUAGACGUGACUGAGUUGAUGGGUGAAAAAAAAACACCAGAAACAGACCAGGAUCGGUAAUUUUUUUUCAAAAAAUAAGUUAUAAAUUAAAGCUAAUAUUGCUUAUCCUAAAUAAAUUAAGACUUGUAAUGCUGCUUCUA